Molecule: messenger RNA, 1845 nt
Organism: Babesia microti strain RI
Lineage: Eukaryota; Apicomplexa; Aconoidasida; Piroplasmida; Babesiidae
Product: MAC/Perforin domain
Exons: 12
Coding region: 1-1845 (614 amino acids)
Source: RefSeq, a predicted model, not a curated record
AUGUGGAAUAUUCAAUUAGCUGUAUGUAUUAGUGCAACAUUUUUGGAUGGUGUUAUUGGGAUUGGCGGAAGUUUUAUACAAUCCAACAGUGAUAAGACUAAGAAUCGGUGUAAAGGAUUAGAAUAUCUAGGGAUCGGAUAUGAUGCAAUUGUUCCAAAACUAAUAGCAGAAGAUGAAAUCAACACAGAUCUUGGUUAUAGGUACCCUAUACUGAGACAGCACUAUGGGUCUGACUACAGUUACGCCAGCACCGGAUGUGUAUAUCCGGUGGAUGCAUAUUAUAGGCCAUUUUUAUCAUGUCAAAGGCAGGAAAGUUUUUCCCAAAUUGGAUCGGUUGCGGCAUAUGAAAAUGCAUUUGGAAUACAGGCAAAGACAGACUUUAAAGUAAAAUCGGUAGAGUUUGCCGCAAGUGCUCAAUUUGAAAAAUCCUCAAAAAAUUUAGAAGAGAACAAAUACCGUGAAAUUAUCCACAUUAUCAACUGUUUUCAGGCCGAAAUGGGACUUCCGACAAAUUUGCAGUGGGGAAUAAAACCUGAAUUUAAUAAAGCAGUUUUAAAGCUAACAGAAGCUUUUGGAAUCAGUGCAACAGCUUCUAAUGAUGGUUCAAUAUGUACACCUAAAAGCUAUAAAAAUCCGGGCAGGCAUUGCAGGGAAGUUAGGCGUUGGAUUAGGCUAAUAAAAUCAUAUGGUACACAUUACGUCCAUAAAAUACGCAUAGGCGGUAAACUAGUCCAGUCUGUUAGAAUCAGUCAGAUUAGUAUUGCAAAUAUGGAGGAACAAGGAAUUGACGUUGAAGGUGAGAUUCGGGCCGAAAUGCUAAGUAUCACAGGAUCGGGCGGCGGCAAGUCUAACAAACUCACCGAUGAAAUCGAUAAGAAUGCAAUACGGAAAAUCAGAGUUAUUGGAGGGAUAAUGCCAAAAUUACCAUUAACCCCCCAAGCAUUUAAAAAAUGGGCUAGAACAUUGGAUUCCAACCCAAUGCCCAUAUAUGUGGAAGUGGAUCCACUGUACAAAAUAAUAGAACAAUCAUUGAAUAAUGAUAACCCCAUUCCAUUUAACAUAAAGAGGCAGUACGAUAUGGCACUUGAUUUUUACGCAGAACUUAAAGGGGCGACAUAUAAGCAAAUUAUGGAAAUGAAUGGUAAUAUACCUUCAAUAUCACAUCUGAUUAGAAAUAGUACUAUGGUUACAAAUAAUAGCCUCAAAAGGUCAACGCUACGCUGCAAAAAUGAUACAAAUAUAGUCGCGGGAGUUACCAUAUUUUUUGAUGAUGCGGGAAAAGGCAUACACUUAUUUCCCUGCAAAUCGGGAAUGAAUGAAUGCAACGUGCCAGAAAUUAGCGAAGACGUUGCCUACACCUGGGCCUGGGCCCUUUGCUCCCAUCGCCUCCUCCCAAGCAUCGAGCAAGUGGUCAGGGGAGACUUUAAAAAGGGUGAAAUAAAGUGCCCAGAGGGCUAUAAAAUGGGCUUUGGACUUGCUUUUAAGGAGAACAUGGCCUAUUAUAUAAACGGCUAUAUAAGCGCUAUCUCUGCCGACGACAACAACUCCGCGGUUAGUCUCCUGGACGGAAACGCCGGGUGGAUCACCUGUUUCGAUAAAGACAUGGUCCAAGAUAUGUACACGGUGGUCAACAUCGACCACUCCAACAAAAGGGUCGUGGCUGAGUGCCCAAGUGACUCUAUCAUAAUUGGCGGCGUAAAAAUUUCCAAGGCACCCCCUGGCGGGGGAGAGGAGGGAGACCAUUUGGCUAGAGCGGAGGAAUGCGACAAAUUCGUGACCAGCUGUACCGCCGGCCCCCCGGCGGGCUUUGUCUGGCUUAUUUGCGGCGAUAAAGCCGACGAGUGA